GAGGGUUGUUCGUCCUGUGGUGUGCAGAUGGCGGCUUCUGGUCGGUAUCCGGGACCUUCAGCCCCGCCCAUGUGAUUUAAACGCGACCUUUCCAGCGUCGCACCCACGCGCACCCCAGACCGAAUGGGUUUACGGGGUAGUCGCAGAAUUCUCGAGGGGGUGAAUGACUGAACGGCGCGUAUCUGCGGCGCGUUACACGCGCCCGUGUCUUCGCCCUCGUUAAACGCGAUCCAUUUCGGUAACGUUACAAAGCUCAGGUAUCCCAAGAAAGGGGCGGAUGCCGCGAAACAUUGUACAGACAACAAAGGUUCGCCAGGCUCAUUUUGAAGACAGAAAAGAGAAAGUACACGAGACUCGGGACACCCUCUACAAAGUACUGGAGUACUCUAGAGCACGACCACGGACCAGCGCGACGCGACGUAACGGACGAAAAGUUCAACAGACAGAUUUGCAUCGGAAUUACAUCGCAUAAAGUCGCGGUUCCCGCCCUCCCCUUCUAUCCCCGGAACAGACCACGAGCGCAAUGGGCGCAACCGCAUUAAAUACUGUCCGGGAUCUCCCGCUUUCCACGUUCUUGCCCAACCUCUGUCUAACCCCCCCCGGGGCUCGAAUCGCCCCGAGCCACGUCAGACGAGUUCAUCUUCCACUUUGACCGAAGUUCGGCGCUCGCUUUGAGCGGCACGAGAAGCGGGAACGAUUAUGAGCUUACUUGUGGCAGCCGGAGCUGGUGACUUACGACUUGACGAGAAUUAAUGCGGCCGUAGGGGAUAAUCGUCGGCAAAAGGAUGAGGAAUGCAAGGGACACCUUCAAAUGAAGAAUGAAAAAAUGUUACAUAAGUGAAUUGCCGCGAUUCUUUGUGCUGUCACGAGCGCGAUGGAAAUGCGGAUGACGGAUGCGAUGCAACGUCACGUGAGGAGCCUGUCCUUUCCGGAAGACAGCAAGAUGGGGCUCUUUUUCGCUCUCGCCAUUCCUCUGGACGAUCCAACAUCAACGAUGUCGGUGGCUAUGUUUCUUGAGGCAGAAUACGAAUUGCCGACAAACGUGACGGAAAUCGAACAGACGAGCGGAGAUGACGAGGGCAGGAUCAAGAGAAACGCUAAUCGACAACGAAGCAUUAUAGAUCGCACCACGAUCUACGCUAUGCUGGAAUCCAAAUUUGAAUCAAUGGGGUAUCCAGGACGUCAAUGUCUUCUUAGAUCCAUAUGCGAGACCAAACGGCAAGCCAUUCAUGUCCAUAACGGACUCCUCGGUGAUUUGUUGCGGAUCGUAUUCGCACCAAGUUCGUCCAUACUCGAGGAAGAUCUUCGUCAGGAAUACAUCGACGCGGAGAAUGUUAAAAAAACGGAGGAAUGUCUGGAAAUGUAUUCCUCCUGCAAACUUAACAUUUACGACUUUGUAACUUUUCGGGAAGCAUAAAGUUUUUCUCCCUGGGAAGCGUUGCACGCGAAUUUCCUAAGGGUGUAUCCACACGGAAGAGCAAUUCUAUUUCCACGCGACUUGAAUAUUUUCGCUGUCGCUGGGCGUGAAUGUGCGUCCGUUAUAAAGGCCGCUUCCGUACUGAUUCAGAAUAUACAAGCAAAAUAUACAAGUAUAUCAUUGUAUCACAAAGUCAAAUAAAACGCAUGAAUACUUAAAUUCUAAGU
Messenger RNA from Camponotus floridanus (Florida carpenter ant), 1644 nucleotides. RefSeq lists its product as uncharacterized. The record is from RefSeq and is a predicted model, not a curated record. The transcript has 6 exons. Bases 875 to 1417 code for a protein of 180 amino acids. NCBI's taxonomy places the organism in Eukaryota, Metazoa, Arthropoda, Insecta, Hymenoptera, Formicidae.